Messenger RNA from Syngnathus acus (greater pipefish), 3195 nucleotides. RefSeq names its product CDAN1 interacting nuclease 1 (gene cdin1). Gene Ontology annotation, cellular component: nucleus; cytoplasm. The record is from RefSeq and is a predicted model, not a curated record. The transcript has 16 exons. Gene Ontology annotation, biological process: erythrocyte differentiation. Bases 945 to 1868 code for a protein of 307 amino acids. Lineage: Eukaryota; Metazoa; Chordata; Actinopteri; Syngnathiformes; Syngnathidae.
ACGAGUCAAAGGUUAUUUGCGUUCGUAAAACGGUUGCAUCGACUGGAGCACGCGGUGACACGUUCCAGCGUUUGUCAGCAUUUCCAACCAUGAAUCACAAUCAACUGUACGUAGGAUAGCGACCAAGAGGAAAAGAAAAAUGACACACAACCAAUUAGAGGUGAGUUGUCUGCCUGCACCAUUGUAUCAUUCACGGAGGAAUACAGGAAGUCUGACAGCUCUGCCAAGGGAAGCCAACAGUGACACGGGGCAACACGGCCAAGAUGAAAGAUGGCCCGAGGCGUGGAUUAUGGCUUUGGCAGGGCAGUGAAGCUGUCAAUCAGCGACAUGUCUGGACUCAUUGUACACUCGUCAUCAAGAGUUCCUCGGAAUCACUCCUGCAUGUACCUGACAGUGCAAAAAGGAUCAUUACUCUAUCGCAAACCUGCCUCCACCUGUCAGUCGCGGGCUCCACAUCAGUCAGCCGCACGCCGCCACGCUCUGGAUGCUCCGGCGGCGCAGGCAGACAGCGGAGACGGAUGCUCACACCGCGGAAAGCGCCGAAUUAAAAGGCAGAGGCUGAUAAAUUGACAGCCGGGCCCUCAGGACGAGGAUGCAGACGAUGGGAUGAUCAACCUGACUGCAAGAGCUGAGAUUCCAGACUCCCUGAAGAUUCCGAGAGCAAUUUUGCGGUGCGGGGCCAAUGAAGUCACCGACUUUAAGCGGCGGGGAAAAGAAGGAAGAAACAUUAUGACAGUAAUGCUGACAAUGGAGUGAAACCAAACACGCUCUUUGCAUGCUCGUCAUCAUAAGAGUUCUACCCACUUCCGCAAAACGAUCCAAUCGUAGGCAAGUAUACUCAGAGCCGUCAGAGAUUGACCAAUCGGCGCACAGCUCGCUCCUAUGUCAUCACUUCAACUUCCCUAGCGGGAAGCAGAACAGCUGUCACAAGACGUCCCGGAUAAAUGGUAAACAAACCCUUUUUCAGGCUUUUUUUUAUCAUUCCACAUUUGAAGAUGAAACUCUCCCGUGCUGAAUACAAAGAGAUCGUGAGAUGGACAGAGCAACUAAGACCAACGCGGCAGUGUAUGAAGAUGCUAAAAGACAGAUUUCCAAAUCACUCGCAGUCCACUCUUCUGAGCAUCUUCUCCCUGGAGUAUCAGAAACGAACCAAAAGGACCAUCGCGAGGCACCACGCGCCCGAUGUCAUCGAAAGCCACUACCGAAGGUAUCUGAGCGAGGCCACGGCACAUCCCUCUGCUCCCGUCUUGCUGGAGUUGGCCAAUGAGGUGGAUCUGUCUCCUGCGCUGAUGGCUCGUAUCAUCCUCGACAGGUUCCUUCAGGACCAGGAGGGCGGAAUGCCCUCCAAAUCAGUCCUCAACAGUAUGCUCAAGGAACCAUCGUUAAUCCCAAACCAACCCUGGGCCCAGAACGUCUACCAAUGCACCGUAAACGACUGCUGUUAUGGACCACUGGUAGACUGCAUCAAACACGCUAUUGGCCAAGAGCACGAGGUUCUGCUCUGUGACAAACUCAAGGAGAAAAAUUUGUCCUUCUUAGAUGAGAACCAACUGAGAGCAAAAGGUUAUGACAAAACACCUGAUAUCAUCCUGGAGGUCCCCGUUGCCGUGGAAGGACACAUUGUUCACUGGAUUGAGAGUAAAGCGUCAUUUGGAGACGACCACAGUCACCGCACUUACCUCAACGAACAGUUUUGGAGCUACUGGAACAGAUUUGGACCCGGCCUUGUUAUCUACUGGUACGGUUUCAUAGGUGAACUGGACUGCCAGAGAGAUCGAGGGAUCCUCCUCAAAGAUCGCUUCCCUACGGACAUCGUCGUCCUCGGCAGGACCGACGCGCCAGUCGCGGACAAAAGAUCAAGAUCAUAAAUUUAGCUGGAAGGAACGAUAGUCGAGGGUGACGGCGCAGGAAGGGCAGGAACAGGAACACCGGGGUAGACGAGAAAAUCCGGAAGUAAUUUCGCUUUCCUGCUUGAAGUCGAACCUUUUGCCGCCCUGAACUUUAGCUGACCCUCUGCCGCUACCUUCCUGCCUCUUAGCUUUUGCUACAAAGUACAAUCAGGCGACUAAAAAGUCCAUCUUGAAGAAGGUUCCCGGUUCCUGGUCAACAACUCUUGGCCCCCGGUUGACGGCGUGGUGUGAUGGAGGACCCGAGCUUGGACACAAGGACCUUCCUUAUCACACCCAGAGCCCCUGGCCUUUGUCACUCCUUCCUCUUCCGUUCCGUAAGCAGAUAAGCGAGGUGCGGUUCUGGGGGGGGCUGCUGGGAUGCCUGGCUCUCACCUGCGUCACUCAGUGCCCUCUCAGUCACUCUCCAAACGGGAGAACAGAACGCCGGCUGAUUAAGGCCACGGCCUCGCCCUGACCCUUUUUCCUUCCCUGUUUCACGUUAUCAAGCUCCUCUCAAGAGUUCGAUUAAUUCAUCUUACGGACUGUCUUUAAGUACGAUUGAAGAACUGUUUUCGUUUUCCGCAUCUGUGUGAAUUUAAAAAGUUUAUUAAAGUGUUGUAAAUUUCGUACUUGCUGGCUGGUUUUGUACGAUUGGCAUUCCAGAACUGAAAUGACCCAAGUAAAAAAAAAAACAACAUCCUGGUAUUUGUGGCAAUCAAUGUUUGUUAUUUUCUACUUAAGAAAAACCAAACGAUCACCAAGUGCCUUUAAAAAAAUGGGAACUUGAUCAACAGAUCAUUUCAAGCGCAGAUGUUGGCGAACCUUCAACACGCCAGAUAUCCUGAACUUAUCAAAAGAAGGUUGAGAAUUUCUCUGUGAACUUUUCACUCUGGUUGUUUUGCUUGUAUACAAUCUGACCAGGUAAGAGAAUGAUGUGUGACUUGUGGCAGCACAUCUUUACGACUGCAAAUUCUUUUAUGAGAGGAUGCUAAUGACAUAGGACGCUGUAAAAACCAAAAAAGAUGACCGUAAAGUUGACUGAUGCUUUUAGACGCAUAUUUGCGUUGCCUAUAGGACGCUCGCUGUCUUCUGAGGUUUUCCUGAAAUGACCCCAACACGUGAGUCAUGUUUGACACUCUUUUGGCAUCAUGCUAGCAUUGACAAGCGAGCAAACAGUGGUCGUGUUAAAAUCAUUUGAAAACAUGCAAUUGCUUAGCUUGCAUGUGUACAAAUUGUCAAUGCCUGGAAUCGAUUAUGCUUCGAUUUGUCCCACAAUAGGGAAUUACAAUAAGAAACACAAAUGCCA